AUGGACGUGGAUCAAAUGGAGACCAGAUAUGGCGCGACGUACGUGGCACGGAUGGCUCGCCCCAACAAACAGAUCGUCCUGACCAACCUCCCUACAAAUGUGCUGCAGGACGUCGUCUGCCUCAUGAACGCACGUGACUUAACAUCACUUAGCGGCGUGUGCUCGUUGUUCCAACACAUGCCUAACGAAGUGGUGCCUGGGCUAAACCUCGUUCUUUACGAACACCAGCGGGGAGGACUUAAGUGGAUGCUGCGUCGUGAAACCCCGUCGUUGGCUUGCAUCCCUCAGCCUCAUCCCUUUAUUUUCUCUUCCGGGUCAGGUGAUCCAGUAGCAGUGGCAGUGGACUUGAUCGAGAACAGAGUCAUCACUAAUCCUAACGUUAUGGCGAGAGGUGCAUGUGGUAGCAUGUUCUGUGACGAGCCUGGACUGGGAGGAGAUACGAUUAGGUCAGGCGUACGGUACUCUAGGUCUCGAGGCCGUAAGGUCAACGCUGAAGACCUGGUGAGCUCUGGAGCUUCGCUGAUUGUGGUUCCCGACCCAUUGGUAGAGCACUGGACGUACCAAGUCGAAGCUCACGUUGUACCGGGAGCCCUUCGGGUGUUUGUCGAUCCUGGUGUCGAGUACAAGUUGCCAUUCAACAUAGACCUGGCUACUUAUGACGUUGUUAUCACGUCGUUUACAAGACUGGCACGAGAGUGGAGGCUUCAUAGACCAGUGUCAGCUCUGGAGGAGCGCAUGCCUGAACGUUAUGGCUUUGAAGGCCCGCAGAGAUACGUCGAUGGAAACGAGGAGAAGUGUCUUCUCUCCUCACAGUUCGCUGGGUGCGAGUGA
Molecule: messenger RNA, 831 nt
Organism: Phytophthora nicotianae INRA-310
Lineage: Eukaryota; Oomycota; Peronosporomycetes; Peronosporales; Peronosporaceae
Exons: 2
Coding region: 1-831 (276 amino acids)
Molecular function (GO): protein binding; ATP binding; ATP-dependent chromatin remodeler activity
Source: RefSeq, a predicted model, not a curated record